GGGGUCCACAUCAAAUACAGAAAAAGCAAAAGCCAUGUCAGGGUUUCUAGAUGGGAUCCGGUGUGGAGACUGUGAGUGUAAUGUAGACUGGGCUGAGAGAAGAAACACAAUUGCAUCAAUUGCAGCUGGAGUCCUGUUCUUCACGGGUUGGUGGAUCAUCAUCGAUGCAGCAGUGCUGUUUCCACUUGAAGAACAGUUUCACCAUGCCUACCACACAUGUGGAGUCAUUGCUACUCUAGCUUUUCUCAUGAUAAAUGCUGUAUCAAAUGGCCAGGUUAGAGGAGACAGCUACAGCGAAGGAUGCAUGGGACAGACAGGAGCUCGUAUUUGGCUUUUCAUUGGCUUCAUGCUGGCCUUUGGCUCCCUCAUUGCCUCCAUGUGGAUCCUCUUUGGAGACUUUGUGGUGCACAAAAAGGAUUUUGUUUACCCCGGAAUCGCUAUUUUCUUCCAAAAUGCUUUUAUUUUCUUUGGGGGCUUGGUCUUCAAGUUUGGACGCACUGAGGAUCUGUGGCAGUAGUAAACCCUUCAUGUGUCUGUAAACCAUUUAUAUUCUAUACUGUAUGGGACAUUCUCCUUUAGCCUAUAUCUACUUCACAUAAUUAAUUUCACAAAAAAAACGCUAUUUAUUUAAAAUCCUGGUAUAUGAAGAGAGACGCAACCCUUUUUAAGACCCUUUUGGCUAUUUUGGACCUGCUGAGUUCAAUUGUUCCACAUCUUUGAAUGUGUCUCUGCAAUUGUGUAUCUAUUUUCAUGGCUUUACAUGGUGUUUUCCUUCAUUUGGGAGCCUUGCAACUGGCAACUCUGUAUUAAUGUGUCUGUAACAUGGUCACCAAGACCUGAACUUUGGACCUCAGAUAUGGAGGUACGCACGAUUUAUGGGGUAUUUCCCAGAACCAUGCACAAAUAUAUUUGAAUGUAGUUGCAUUGGAGGUCCUAUGUUUGUACGUAUUUUCUUCAAAUAACCCUAUGCCGGUCAGACAUUUGUAUUGCCAAAUGGUGAUUACAUUCUGAUUUUACCACCGGCACUGACAUAUUGGGAGUGUAGUUAACGUGUAUAUCUAAUGGCCAUGCAGAAUCAUUUGUCUACAAGAUAAAUCACAUAUUUUGACAUUCAUGGGAGAAUUGAGGAGAGAUAUUCUCAUCAGUUUACAAGUCUUGCAAUAAUUCUCCUGCAUUAAAAUAACUUGCUUACUAUAAACAAA
Molecule: messenger RNA, 1202 nt
Organism: Gadus macrocephalus (Pacific cod)
Lineage: Eukaryota; Metazoa; Chordata; Actinopteri; Gadiformes; Gadidae
Gene: tmem50a
Product: transmembrane protein 50A
Exons: 7
Coding region: 35-517 (160 amino acids)
Biological process (GO): late endosome to vacuole transport via multivesicular body sorting pathway; protein targeting to vacuole
Source: RefSeq, a predicted model, not a curated record